Messenger RNA from Nerophis lumbriciformis (worm pipefish), 7539 nucleotides. RefSeq names its product SAM and SH3 domain-containing protein 1-like. Gene Ontology annotation, molecular function: protein binding. The record is from RefSeq and is a predicted model, not a curated record. NCBI's taxonomy places the organism in Eukaryota, Metazoa, Chordata, Actinopteri, Syngnathiformes, Syngnathidae.
AAGAGAAAGAAACCCAGAGAGAGAGAAAGAGGUGAAAACAGCACACGGAAAGUACAUUUUUCUCCAACAUUUUUUGACGGGUGACUUUGCAGUAGCACCCACGCAACUUUGGACGAGUGAAUGCGGGACUGCAAGUUGUGAGAGCGUCCCUAUUUUUAAACAGUUUUUUUUUUGUAGGGGGGGCGUGGACGUCGGAGGAGCUGCAGUGAGCGUGUUGCCUCCUGGCCGCACUUCCAGCGUGGAGUGACUGACGUGCACGCCGGAUCGGCUUUUUUUUUGCAGGAAUCUUUGAAUUUUUUUUUUUAUCCGGAGACUUUACCCAAACCGGUCGUGCAAGUAUUUAAAACGAAUCUUCUUUGGAGAUAUCCAACCCGUGGAAAGGAAGUUUGGAGCCAAAAGUGAGGAUCUAUUAUUUCAUUGUGUCAACACUGGCAGGUGUUGCGUUCACGUUCACUUUCGCCAACUCAACGGAUUAAACCUUACAUUUUUUUAAAGGGGAGGAAUGUGUUUAAUUGUGCCGCUUAGGGUGUUGAUUCUCACGGGAUGAUGCGUUCAAGACGCCGGGUGGGAAAGUGACUGUGUUCCGCGCUCCCUGAAGACACCACCGCCGAUUGAAAGCAUGACGAGCACCGGACCUGUCAUCGUCUUCGAGUGGCUCAAGACCCUCCAGCUGGCCCAGUAUGUCGAAGCCUUCGUGGACAACGGCUACGACGACCUGGAGGUGUGCAAACAGAUCGGCGACCCUGACCUGGACGCCAUCGGGGUCUACGUCGCGCACCACCGGCAGAGGAUCCACGAGGCGGUGCGCCGGCUGAAGGAGGAAGCCAAAGACGCGGCGAACGGACUGUACUUCACCCUGGAGCCCAUCACGACCAGCGGGCACAUGCGAGCCUCCAAGUCGUGGACCGAGGUCAGCAGUGAGCGAGGUGGCCGAGGGGUGGGUUACAUCGGGGCGCAGAGGAACCUGACCCUGGGCAACAACCGGAGGGAGAUGGUCAUCUACCCCAAACUCAAGCUCAAGAUCAUGAUCCGGGAUAAACUCAUUAGAGACGGCGUUAAUCUGGCCAGACUGCCUUACUCCAAUAAGGAUGGUUCACUGGGGAACAUAGAUGACCUUGCUCAGGAGUACUCCGAGUACUACAACACGUGCUUCAGCGACGUCAGCGACCGCAUGGAGGAAUUACGCAAAAGACGAGUCUCCCAAGACCUCGACAUGGAGAAACAAGAUCCAAACAAUGUGUCUCUGCAGCUUCGCACUGAGAUCCAGGAGUCGCUCGGCUUCAGCAGUGAAGUGUCCACACCAGAAACAGACAGAAAGAUGUCCCUGCAAAAAUCCAGCUCUGAAGACGGAUCAGGAGGUAAAUGGGACAACAAGAAGAAGAACAAGUCAUUCUGGCAGAACUUCCGCAAGUCUCAGCACAAGCCUACCGCGCGACAGAUAUCCAAAGGUGAGGACAUCGGCUACGUUGCCAGCGAGAUCACAAUGAGCGAUGAAGAGCGAAUCCAGCUGAUGAUGAUGGUGAAAGAGAAGAUGAUCACUGUGGAAGAAGCUCUGGCUCGGCUGAAGGAGUAUGAGCGCAGCAGACAGUCCAGCAGUACUGACACUGCAGAGUGGACUGACGGAUCUGCAGCCAGUCUAAACCAGUCCUCAAACUGCAACCAGUCUCGUGAACAGUCCGACGACGAGCAAUCGGAAGAUUCCGUGAAGUUCAAACGGCUUCACAAGCUGGUUAAUUCUACGCGUCGAGUCAGAAAAAAACUGAUUAAGGUGGAAGAGGGCAAGAAGCAUGGCUCUGAAGACUUCCUAACUGUGGAGUCAGUUCCCACCUGUGACGACAACACAGCUUUGUACACGGGCGUCCUGAAGAAAUCCUACUUUCCCCAGGAGGCCUCCCUCAGCCAGGACCAACUCUCUGUGGAUGGUGAAACAGACAGCCUGACCACCUCCCCUUCCUCCAGUAGCCUGGACACCUGGUCUGGACACCGGCUGGUCAAGACCUUCAAUAAGUCUUCCAGUACCCACGGACUCAUCCGCCCCCAAAAGAGAACCACCCAGGACGGUUCUAUCUCCGGCGUGCGAGGUAGCGGCUCCUCCUUCUCGGAGCUCGAUGGCUGUGGAUUGGACGACGAGGGGAAGUUAUCGCGCUCCACGACCGACAGCGAGAUGCGGAAGGCUCUGAGCUCCAUCUCCCACGGGAGAACAUGCAGCUUUGGUGGCUUCGACCUGACCAACCGUUCCCUCCAUGUGCUCAACACAGAGGCCCAUAAUAAAGAACAGGAGGCCAUUUACAGAGAGGUGGUCAAGUCCCCCACCACCUCUCGGAUCUCACUGGGAAAGAAGGUCAAGUCAGUCAAGGAGACCAUGAGGAAGCGCAUGUCCAAGAAGUACAGCAGCUCUUUGUCCGAGCAGUCCAGUCCAGAUGGAACACCUGGAUCUCCACAGUCCCCGCAAACUUACAGUGACUCCCUGGAGAAGCCCAAACUCAAGGCCGGAGGUUCAGUGGAAAGUCUUCGCAGUUCGCUCAGCGGACAAAGCUCAAUGAGCGGUCAAACCGUGAGCACAACCGACUCGUCCGCCAGUAACAGAGAAAGUGUCAAGUCUGAGGAUGGCGAUGACGAGGAGCCGCCUUACAGGGGUCCGUUCUGCGGUCGCGCGCGAGUCCAUACGGACUUCACGCCGAGCCCUUACGACACAGACUCCCUCAAACUGAAGCACGGUGAUGUGAUCGACAUCAUCAGCAAGCCGCCCAUGGGCACCUGGAUGGGCCUGCUCAACAACAAAGUGGGCACCUUCAAGUUCAUCUACGUGGACGUGCUGAGCGAGGAAGAGGAGAAGCCCAAGCGGCCGAUGAGGAGGAGGAGGAAGGGCAGACCACCCAAGCCGACGUCCGUGGAGGAGCUGCUGGAGCGCAUCAACCUCAAGGAACACAUGCCGACCUUCCUGUUCAACGGCUACGAGGACCUGGACACUUUCAAACUGCUGGAGGAGGAGGACCUGGACGAGCUGAACAUCAAAGACCCUCAACACAGAGCUGUGCUGCUCACCGCUGUAGAGCUACUGCAGGAAUAUGACAGCAGCAGCGACCCGGAGCGUGGCGGUCUGCCGGGCUCCCAGGAGAAGCUGCUGUCCGACGGUGGAGGUCUUGUGGGAGACUCCCCGCGGGACUCCGGGUGCUACGAGAGCAACGAGAACCUGGAGAACGGUAAGAGCAAGAAGACGUCCCGUUCCGGUCGCUCUUCCGCCGGCCAGUCUCCGGACUAUCCCACCCUCCCCAUGACUAUUUCCAGUGAGGCGCUGCAGCAGGACAGCAAGAACCAGCGCACAAAGUUCCCUAAAAGCUUAUUCAGCAAAUCCUCCCUGAAGGCUUUCAACCUGCUGGGGCUCCGCAAAGCCCAAAGACAUUCGCCCGUCGGGACCAGUCGGAGCUGCGAGGACCUGGACGAACCCUUCCUGCUCACCGCGUCGUGGAAGCGCUCCCACUCUCUGGGGGACCUGCACUGGGAACAAAGGACGGACAUGGAGGUUAAAGCUCCGGACGCCAGGAGCCCCAUUAAGGGUUCUCCGAGGACUUCACCAGUGAGUCCAAAACCGAGGCUUGACAGACCACCUGUGCCCUCGCAGUUGCCUCUACGCCCGCCCUGCCCCACCAGCCAAGCCCCCUCCCCUCCAGCGCCAACCUCAAGUCCCCCUGAGUCCACCUCAGGUAAUGAGAGAGUGCUUCGAACUCAUGCCAAAAAGCCACCAGUGCCGCCUCCUGUCCCCGCUAAGAAGUCCAGAGAAAGACUCGCCAACAGUCACUCCCCCCUCUCCCUGCCUUCUUCGCCGUCCCCCGCGCCUUCCCCGACACGCUCGCUCACCCGUUCCCAACCGAGCAGCCCCGUAACUCGCUGCAGCGCAAGCGCCGCUCCGCCGCCGCUGCCCGCCAAGACGCCGAGCAGCCCCUGCCACGCCUCGCCGUCCCCCGGAGGAGAGGACGCGGGCGCAUCGCAGCCGCCCCCUUGGCUCUCCGACCUGGGGAGCAAGGUGGCCGUGUCCAGGAAGGUGUCCCAGUCCAAGAUGAGCCCUGACCUGCUCACCCUGCUGGAGCAGCGACUGGAGGCUGAGGGCAUCGAUCUCACGGAGGAGCCUUACUCGGACAAGCAUGGCCGCUGUGGCAUCCCCCAGCCUCUGGUGCAGCGGUACUCCGAAGACCUGCAGCAGCCCGUCAAGGAAGUGGCGUCCAGCGUGGACCAGUUGAGGGUCCGAGAGCUACGCAAACAACACCGCAUGGCUAUCCCGUCCGGCGGUCUGACCGAGAUGUGCCGCAGACCCGCGCCCUCAGGCAACAUCAACACUGUCUCCGACUGGCUGGUCUCCAUCGGCCUCCCCAUGUACGCCUCGUCUCUGGCGGCGGCGGGCGUCAACUCCGUGAGCGGAGUGGCCUCGUUGACGGAGAGCGGCGCCCGGGGGGCCGGGGUGCGGGACGAAAGACACGCCCGACGCAUGAUAGGCGAGGCGCGGGCGGCAACCGCCGCGGGCAGUGACGCUGAGUCUUAAACAAAGUGUCACAAACUCGCCUUUUUAAUUUACAAUGGAGGGACGCAUUCUUACCGAAGCAUUUGCCUUGGAGGACGACAGCACAUUUUUUUGUAGGACCUGUUUGUCAAGUCACUUCACAGGUGCUUGAAUUUCUUGUGAAGAAAGAAUUAGAAGCAAGUAGCGCCGCCAAAGCAUCAAUGACACACGGAACACAAGAAAUAUUAAGCAUGUGACUCAAUUAUACAACAUGUUUCAGUAUGAUACUCUGCUUCAUUUUCUGCCAAGCUGAAAAAUCCCACUGUAUCCAAGCACAUUGAACUACACAUCGCCUCAGCAUUACAGUAUGAAUGUUUAUGGUAGUCACUUUUUUAGUAUUGAAUGUGCCGGAGCAUUAUUUUUCUUGUAUUUUAACUUAAAAACACCCAUUAUAUGAGAACUUAACAACAAUAUCCAAAGAGACACAGCUGAUAUUUGGAAUCAAGCACAAUUUGUGCACAGUGGAAUCUCUGAAGUGCAAUUGGACGACAAUGACGUAAAACUUGGAAAUUCGCUGUUUUAGCACAGCACGGCAGUUUGCUUUUGUAACUCAUUAGCAUUGUCACUUAGCAAAGACAUUUUUUUCGUUUUUUUUACAUUUACCAAUGCUUAACUUAUUUUUACACUUGUGUGUACAUUCCUAAGUGUCCUAAGCUCUUAAGAGCAGAACACACGCCUGCAAAAUGUCACUGAAUGAAUGACAGAGUGCUUCCUAGGGAAUUUUACCCAAACUUAUUCCUAGCCCCUUCCUGCUCCGUCACUGAUUAUACCCUUUAAUGACAGAUUUCCCAGGCACCGUUAGUGCUUGUCAUAAAAAUGAAUGGUACUGGGAUCGAAACAAGAGUUGAAGAUUUAAAAAAAAACAAAAAAAACUAUUUGAAUCCUCAGAGGACAAAAGCUGACUUUGUUGUCAUUUCAGUUCCUAUUGCUGUAUUUUGGGCCAUUAUUUUUUUUUACUGUUACUUCAUUAGACAUGAUUUUUUCAUGUUACAUUUUUUUUUAUUCCAAAGUCCAAUGCAUUCACAGGUGCACAAUACACUGGCAGUUAUUCCACAAUACCCCAAAGCCAAACAAGACAAAAAUGUGUAUAUAUAUAUAUAUAUAUUUUUUUUUUUGUUAAAAUCUCUCAACUUUAGCCCUAAACAAAAAUGCCAAACAUGCAAUGUUUUUGUUUUUGUUUCAUUUUAACCCCUUAAAUGCAUUUUAAACAAAUGUUACCACAGCUGUCAUUUAGUAUAAAUGUGCAUAACCAUAAUCAAUUAUUUUACUGUGUGACAUUAUCUGAUCACAAGGCCUUCGAAAGGGUCACAUUUUAAUAAACAUGUUUGAUAUUUUUGUUUAGGACUGAAGUUUAUUGAGAGAUUUCAGAAAGAAAAAAAAGAUUAUUCCCUUAUGACUUUGACGUCGUGUUUGGCUUUAAAGAUAAUUCUUAAUAGAAUAUCCCCAAAGGCUUAAAAUUAUUUUCCAGAUUUUCCCAUGAAUUUCUUUUAGUACAAAGCAUCCAUCUAAUUACCUUUCUAAAGAUAUUAAUAAAAAUGGUUUGCACAUAAAUAAAAAUGGGUGAAACAAUCAAUACAAUUCUGCAUAGAGCCCCUAUGCAUGUCCUAUUUAGCUUGAUUCACCUUUUCCCUAAAGCAGGGGUGUCAAAGUAAUUUUAGCUUGGGGGCCACAUGGAGAAAAAUCUACUCCCAAGUGGGCCGGACUGGUAAAAUCACGGCACGAUAAUUUAAAAAUAAAGACAACUUCAUAUUGUUUUCUUGGUUUAAAAAUAGAACAAGCACAUUCUGAAAUUGUACAAAUCAUAAUGUUGUUAAGAGUUUUUUUUACACUUACAUGUUGCGGUUAAUCAUUUAUUUGUCGUUAUUUAUAUUUACUGAAUAAAUUAUGUGAAAAUGUUCAUCAGUCAACUCAUUGGUGUUCAUUUUCAAUCUAUCAAGAUAAAAAAAUUAUAUCAAAAUCAAAUUUCAGGAUGUUAAUUAUGUAGUUUGAUCAUUUUCCUCGACUGAUGUACUAAAAUCAUGUGGUUUAUUUUGUACAUAUGUAGCAUCAUCUACAAAGAUACAAACAAUUGCUAUUGUGACAUCUAGUGGACACAUUUAGAACAGCUGUUUCUUUCAUCCUAAAAUUUCAGGUUAAUUUUUAUACUUAGCAAACUCGUCACGUGGGCAGGAUAAACCCUGUUCGGGCCGUACGUUUGACACCCCUGCUCUAAAGCCAAAUCAGAUUUUUUUAAUGCUUUUAAUUGCUUAACUUCUUUUUACAUUUUCCUAAAAAAAACAGAUUCAUAUGAUGUCAAAAAGGCUUCUUUAGUUUUAUCCUUUUGGUAUGGUCGUUUUCCAGCUUUGGAGCAAGCAUCAUAGGGGGUGUAAAGGUGUUUACUUUAACACCUGAGGCUCACUUUUUCUACACUCUUCAGUUGAAAACAACAAUCAUCAAAUGAUCUCAGACCAGAGGUGUCCAAACAUUUUCCAGCGAGGGCCACAUAGAGGAAAAAUUGGAAGGAUGCGAGGGCCACUUUUAUACAUUUUGCAUAUGAAAAAUACUCCGACCAAAACAGUGUAGCUGAACAUAUGCCAACAUUUGAAAAACACCUUAGCUUUGUGUUAUAGACCAGUGUUUUUCAACCUUUUUUGAGGCAAGGCACAUUUUUUGCUUUGAAAAAAUGCGGAGGCACACCACCAGCAGAAAUCAUUAAAAAACGAAACUCAGUUGACAGCAAAAAGUCGUCGUCGCAAUUGUUGGAUAUGACUUUAAACCAUAACCAUCAAUAUAACGCUUAACUCAAAGUACUGUCACCACCUGUCACAUCACGCCGUGACUCAUUAUGACUUUUUGGGGGUUUUCCUGUGUGUAGUGUUUUAGUUCUUGUUUUGCACUCCUAUUUUGGUGGCUUUUUCUCUUUUUUGGGGUAUUUUCCUGUAGCAGUUUCAUGUUUUCCUUUGAGCGAUAUUUCCCCGCAUAAACUUUGUUUUAGCAAUCAAGAA